This is a messenger RNA of Papilio machaon (common yellow swallowtail), 899 nucleotides long. RefSeq names its product 18S rRNA aminocarboxypropyltransferase. Lineage: Eukaryota; Metazoa; Arthropoda; Insecta; Lepidoptera; Papilionidae. Gene Ontology annotation, biological process: maturation of SSU-rRNA. The coding region runs from base 89 to 862 and encodes 257 amino acids. The record is from RefSeq and is a predicted model, not a curated record. Gene Ontology annotation, molecular function: rRNA small subunit aminocarboxypropyltransferase activity. The transcript has a single exon.
AAAGUCAAACUGACACAUGUGUGAAGGUUAUAAGUUUAAUGUAAACAAAAAAGUUAAAACAUCCAUUUUCAUAUAAAAAUUUGAAACGAUGCCACCAGGAAAAAGAGGCGGUAUUCGAGGCAAGCGUUCCAACCAUCAUGUCGAACGAAAUUAUGCUGAAAGACUAAAGGAUCUCAGCGUACACUCAUCAGAAGACAGCGAUUCAGAAAGUUCAAACGGUACAGAUUCUUCCAAUAAUUCUGAUGACGAAGGUAUCCAAGCUAAUUUCUCUAUUAGCAUGUGGGAUUUAAAUCACUGUGAUCCUAAAAAGUGCUCUGGAAGAAAAUUGUUAAGGCAUAACCUAAUAAAAAACUUAAAACUUGGACAGAGAUUUCCGGGCCUUGUAUUAUCACCAGUUGGCAGUCAAUGUGUAAGCCCGAAUGACAAAAAUAUCAUUGAAAAAUAUGGUCUUGCAGUGAUUGAUUGUUCAUGGGCGAAAAUUGAUGAAACACCGUUUGGUCGAAUGAAAUCUCCGCAUCCAAGACUUCUACCAUUUUUAGUAGCAGCAAAUCCAAUAAAUUAUGGCAAACCUUACCAACUCAGCUGUGUAGAGGCUUUGGCUGCAGCUUUGUUUAUUACUGGCCAUAAACAAGAAGCUAAAUUUUAUUUGUCUAAAUUUUCAUGGGGUCAUUCAUUUUUAGAAUUAAAUUCGGAUGUUUUAAAUCUUUAUAGUGCUUGCACUGACAGCAAAAGUGUUUUAGAAGCUCAGAACAAAUUUUUAGAGAGUGUGGGUAAAGAAAAUGAAGAUUCCAGACCAAUGUGGCCGCCCAGUGACUCCGACAGUGACUCCGACAGUGAAUGUGAAGAUGACGUCACUAAGUGACAUCUAAUAAAAAAGAUAUGAAAAAUAUUAAAAUCAU